GUGUCGGCCCCCCUGGCCAGGCUCAGGGCCCCGGUCGCGGGGAAUGUCCCGGGCGGAGUUCGCUGAGAAGCUCGCUCUCCUCUACCCGGCUCCACUGCUGUCUCCAGGGCUUGAGGCUCGCCGCUUUCCGAAAUGGCCGAGCAGCCGGACAAACCCGUGAAGUACUAUACCCUGGAAGAGAUCCAGAAGCACAACCACAGCAAGAGCACCUGGCUGAUCCUGCACCACAAGGUGUAUGAUUUGACCAAAUUUUUGGAGGAGCAUCCUGGUGGGGAAGAAGUCUUAAGGGAACAAGCUGGAGGUGAUGCUACUGAAAACUUUGAGGAUGUCGGGCACUCUACAGAUGCUAGAGAAUUGUCCAAAACAUUUAUCAUUGGGGAGCUGCACCCGGAUGACAGAUCAAAGAUAACCAAGCCUCCGGAAACUCUUAUUACUACUGUUGAUUCUAAUUCCAGAUGUUGGCCCCUCACUUUGAAAAACCUAUAUAGAGUUUUGGGGAGACUCUUCCACCAGAAUCUACACUGAAGUAAUGAAUCUGUG
Molecule: messenger RNA, 540 nt
Organism: Vicugna pacos (alpaca)
Lineage: Eukaryota; Metazoa; Chordata; Mammalia; Artiodactyla; Camelidae
Source: RefSeq, a predicted model, not a curated record